UAUCACAUUUCAAUAGCCGUAGUGAAGAAAAUCAAAACAAAGUUGUGUUGAAAUGCAGAAAUAAAACAUCGAAAUAAACGAACAAAACCUAAUAAAAUGACUUCCGAUGACACAGAUUCAAGUGGCAGUGAUUAUGAAGUCGAACAAUUUGUGCGUCCCGACAAAAUUCGCAAACAAGUAAAUGACGACAGUGCAGAUUUGCUUGGAAACUUCGACGACGCAAAGAGAAAAGAAAUUUUCGAUGGAACCUACGUUGAGACGAAAAAUACAAAUCCCAGCGAUGAAGAAAACGAAGAUGAAGAAGUUAAGGAUUUCAGUGGUGAAUCUGGCGAUGAGGUCAAAACAAAUGGCUCCACUAACCAUAAUAAUGACGAUGAAGACGACGAUGAUGAGGACAUGGAUGAAGAUGACGACGAUGCCGAAACUCCAGACAUCCCAACCACAAAACUAACAACAGAACAAUUGGCAUCGCUGAUGCGAGGCGCCAGCAAAGCCAAUCGAUUUGUUCUCUACGUUACAAAUCUCAACUUUGACACAGUUAGAGAAGACCUGGAGGAUUACUUUAGGCAAGCCGGCGAAGUGAAAAGUGUCCGCAUACCCAAAAAACGCCGGGGAGGUUUUGCAUUUGUCGAAAUGGCCAAUAUCGAUAGUUUCCAAAGAGCCUUCGCUCUCCACAACACAGAUUUGCAGGGACGCAAAAUUAAAGUACAAAUCUCGGAGGCAGGCAAAAAGAAAUCCGCCAACAAAAAGAACAUCAUGAAGCAGAAGAAUCGUAAGUUGGCCGAGAUGAGAAGUGAACAGAAAUUCUUCACAAAGAGCGGCAAGUACUAUGAUAAGACUCUAAAGAAGGAGAAGGCAAAAGAAAUGCUAUCGCGGAAGAAGUGGCGAAGAAAACCGGGCCCAAAGCCAACGUAAUCCUGUGAAAAUGAAAUAUAAUUUAGAUAUAUUCUUUUUUUAAUAAAAUAUGUUUUAUUGUUUGUUUUUUCUUAAACAAAAUGGAAA
Molecule: messenger RNA, 1002 nt
Organism: Eupeodes corollae
Lineage: Eukaryota; Metazoa; Arthropoda; Insecta; Diptera; Syrphidae
Exons: 1
Coding region: 97-915 (272 amino acids)
Molecular function (GO): RNA binding
Source: RefSeq, a predicted model, not a curated record